AUGCGGGAGGUCAACUUCAGCAUCCCAAAUGUCAACAAGGCCUCUGUAAAUAUCACAACCACCCUCUACGACCGGCGUGCCUUGGAUUGCACAUCAACGCUACCACUCAUUAACUCACUCAAUCAUUUGGCCUACCUCACCACAUCAUCAGCCCGAAUCCGCGAUAUUCUGACCGUCGAUGGCGGCAUCGAACGGCUGGUAUGUAUCCUUAAGGAGGGCCGGAGUCGGGAUUUGAUGGAGAUGUGGAAGUGGAGCCUCGCCUUCCAAUGUGUUGUCAAUAUUGGUGUGCGGGGCUCGGAGAGUGUGAGGACUCGAGUAGUCGAAGCCGAUAUGGUGCCAGUGAUUGCCACCAUACUUGAUAACUAUAUUAAAGUGGUCGAGAAAGCCCGCGCACGGGCGGAUUCAGAAAGUCAGAGACAUUCGUCACGACACCACUCCAAGGCUGCACCCAUCAGCAGCGACGCCCCUUCGCGUCCAGUGUAUGUGGACCAAUCGACAAACACCGAGCAACGUCCUUCUCGCCGCCAGGCGCCACCGCCUCACAUUGAAAUUCCCCCUUUCUACCAAGACAGCCAUGCCUCGGACUCGAACGCCAUGGACAUCACCUCGUCCCCCCGGGUGCCUGUGACCUCCCCACCGGAACGGAGCACCUUUGGGCAGGAUGCCCAUAACCUUAGAUCCAAUGAUACCCGCUAUGCCCAUGCUGCUCACCGCUACCGGGUGAUGCAGCCCCUUGCCACUGCCCUUCCUCCCAUGGAUGCAGCCGAUGGCUUUGGCUUGCGCCCCGUGCGCGACACAGAGAGGCUGCCCAGCAUGCUUCCUGGCUUCCAGAAUGGCCUUGCGUCUCAGCCCGACUCCCCAACCACUCCCAGCGGUCCUGCGCAGCUGCGCAGCAACACACAAGUCGCUCCCGCCCGACCACGGCCUACCCUGAGGCAACAGCAAUCAGCCUCUGGUGAGUCGGAUGAUGGAAACGGCGAGGGCUCGACUCUGGGUGACGACCCGGGUUCUGGAGAGACAGCUGAGCCAAUCGUUGGCAUCCAAAAUCGUAUGGAGAUCGACGAUGACGGCGACAGGCAAACUGUGCUGGAAGGUGUUUCCAACACGCACGACUUGACUGUUAAUGAUACUUCCGAAAGCCAGGAAGCCGAGACAUUCAACAUCACCCACCGUUCUACUGUGGAUGGCAGCAUGAUUAACAACGACGCAACGCGCACGAAUGGGGCUUUGGGCCUUUCACCCACGCAAGCCCCUAAUACUGCCAACUCGCCUGCUGUUGUUCCCAGCCCAUACUCACUGUACGUGCGUGACCGAUCAACCACAGCCGUCCAAGGCGUCUUGACGACGAUGCCUAAGGAUGAAGAUGUCCUCAUGUCGCUUCAGCUCCUUGCCUAUGUGUCCAAGUACUGCAACCUGCGGUCUUACUUCCAGCACUCCCACCUCGUCCCUAAGCUCAAGGUUGACCGUGAGCUCCAAAUGUUGGAGGAUGGCGUAUCACCCAUCGAACCUGCAGAGGAGGAAGAUGAAUACCUGCUUCCGGACGAUGUCAACAUCUUCCCCUUGGUGGAGAAAUUCACGGUUCGCCACCACUCCAAGGACAUGCAAUACUGGGCAUGUGUGGUGAUGCGGAAUCUCUGCCGCAAGGACGAGUCGAGAGGCGGCAUCCGGCAGUGCGCAUACUAUAAGUGUGGAAAGUGGGAGGAAUUCCAGCGACAGUUUGCAAAGUGCCGGCGCUGCCGCCGCACCAAGUACUGCAGCAAAGACUGCCAGAAGGCAGCGUGGGUGUAUCACCGUCACUGGUGCCACACCACGCCAUGA
This is a messenger RNA of Aspergillus niger, 1818 nucleotides long. RefSeq lists its product as uncharacterized. The coding region runs from base 1 to 1818 and encodes 605 amino acids. The record is from RefSeq and is a predicted model, not a curated record. NCBI's taxonomy places the organism in Eukaryota, Fungi, Ascomycota, Eurotiomycetes, Eurotiales, Aspergillaceae. The transcript has a single exon. Gene Ontology annotation, cellular component: MUB1-RAD6-UBR2 ubiquitin ligase complex. Gene Ontology annotation, biological process: establishment or maintenance of cell polarity; ubiquitin-dependent protein catabolic process.